Molecule: messenger RNA, 2061 nt
Organism: Hibiscus syriacus
Lineage: Eukaryota; Viridiplantae; Streptophyta; Magnoliopsida; Malvales; Malvaceae
Exons: 1
Coding region: 126-1022 (298 amino acids)
Source: RefSeq, a predicted model, not a curated record
AUGUGCGGAGAUCUGGGAGGCAUAAGCAACAUGUUUCUUGCAAGGAAAAUUUAAGCGACGAGGGGGACACAAUUAAUCCACCCAAAAAGGCCAAGGGAAGUGGAUCGCACUGUGCCACUGAAGAAAUGGCUGAUGAAGACAAGCCUGUACACAAAAAUCAAGCGAAAGAAGAUAAGAAAGCAACGGACCACAGAGAGUGUAAACGUUUUGAGGCGAGCUUACCCAAUGGUAAGAAUACUAGGGAAGCUUCUGCUGAUGGUAUCAAGGGAAAUUCAAAACCCGCAGUUGAUGAUUCUGUGUCAAAUUCAAGUUUGAAAGAAACAAAAGAGCCUGGGCCUUUUGAUUUCCCCGACCCUGAGUUUAAUGACUUCAACAAAGAGAAGAAAGAAGAGUGUUUUUCAGUAGGGCAGAUUUGGGCUUUGUACGAUACACUAGAUGCCAUGCCUAGAUUCUAUGCUCGGAUCACGAAAGUUUUCUCGUAUGGGUUCAAGCUGAGGAUAACUUGGCUAGAACCAGAUCCAGAUGAUGAGAAUGAAAUACAAUGGGUCUGUGAAGGUUUACCCGCUUCAUGUGGUAACUUCAAACAUGGGGUGUCUGAAAACACUGAAGAGCGUAUUAUGUUUUCCCAUUUGAUAUAUUGGGAAAAAGGAACAUCUAGAGACACCUAUAAGAUAUUCCCAAGAAAAGGAGAAACUUGGGCCCUUUUUAAGAACUGGAACAUCAAAUGGAAACUUGGUGCCCAGAAAUAUGAGUAUGAAUAUGUUGAGAUUUUAUCAGAGAAUGCUGAAGGUGUAGGACUACGGGUUUCUUACUUGACUAAGGUCAAAGGGUUUGUGAGUGUCUUCUCUCCAGUGAAUAAGGAUACGUUUCUAAUCCCACCUGAUGAACGAUUCAGGUUUUCACACAGGGUGCCAUCUUUUGUGCUGACUGGUGAAGAGAGACUAGGGGAGCCAAAAGGUUCGUUUGAACUCGAUCCAGCUUCUUUACCUGGAGAAAUUUUUGUUUCCAAGGACUUGAAGUAGGAAAGUAAUGGCAGAGAUCCUAGUAGUUCAUGUCCCAGUGAUUCAGAAACGGGGAAGCCAAUGGUAGGAUCAAAUAGUUCUGUUCCUUCAGCUUCGGCUUCGGCAUCAAAAUCCUUUGAAAUUCCAGAAUCAGAAUUAUACAGUUUUGAUGCCGACAAAAUAAAGGAAAAGCUCCGCAUUGGUCAGAUGUGGGCACUGUAUGGUGAUGAGGAUGGUUUGCCAAAGUAAUACGGUGAGAUCAAGAAAAUCGACUCCCACCCAGUUUUCAGAAUAUGUGAGAUGGCUUUUUCCUAUCCCAUUGGACACAGUCGAGUGGUCUGAUCCAGACAUGCCAACUUGUUGCGGCAAAUUUGACGUUAGAAACAGUUCCCAGGCCUACACCUCCACUGAUUCCUUUUCUCAUUUGUUAAAAGCCGAGCCUACUGGUUCGAAGGGCGAAUACACCAUCGUACCUAGAAGAGGCGAAAUCUGGGCCUUGUAUCGAAACUGGACUCGCGACAUCAAAUGUUCCGACUUGGAGAACUGGGAAUAUGACAUAGUGCAGGUAUUAGAGGAUAACUAUUUCCUCUUCAAGGUUCGUGUUUUAGACAAAGUCGACGGCUUCAAUUCUGUUUUCAAGCCUCAAGUAAAAGAAAGAACGAACGUCACACUCGAAAUCCCUCGGGUCAAUCAGCUUCGUUUUUCUCAUCAGAUUCCGCGUUUCCAGCUAACCAAUGAGAGAAAUGGCAGUCUAAGAGGAUGUUGGGGACUUGAUCCUGCAGCAUUGCCACCACAUUAUUAUUCCUAAUAGGUUUUUGAGUAGCAAGAUCAUCAAGUUUAAUCAUGUAUUCCCUUUUUUCUACAUUAUGUGUACAUUACACGAUGCUCUACAGGUCAAUGGUUUAAAAAACAUAACAUCAUUUGGUUAAUGCCUUAACUUCUGUAGGUGUAAAAGGAUGCCCUUAAAUCUUCAUUGAGUCAUGUUCUGAUGUGAAACAAUUGUAACAUCAAUAUGAUUUUGAGGACUUAAUGUUAAUUCUGUUGUAGUCAUUGCAGAUCA